AUGGGCUCACCUUCGGAGCUGACCCUGGAUUUCAGACCCCAUGGCCAUUCAGCAGCUCUCAGGGCCAUCGCUGACCAGUCUGACCAGACCCAGAAUCUGGAAGACUUCCUCUCUCGCCUCGAGAAGGAGCGCCUCAAGAUCGAGGCCUUCAAGCGCGAGCUUCCUCUCUGCAUGCAGCUCCUCAACAACGGUAAUCAUGAUUUCUUCUUCUUCUUCUUCCGCUUCUUGUUUGCUGUCGUCGUCUUCGUCUGGGUCUUCUCCUUUUGGCUGCUACGAUUAGAUAAUUAAUUUUACGUCAGCAGAAUUGGCCUCUGGUUUGAUCGUUCUCCAUGUUCUCUGCUGCCUGCAGCCAUGGAAGCCUACAGACAGCAACUUGACAUGCACCACACUAAUCGGUCCCCGAGGCCAGUCCUCGAAGAGUUCAUACCCCUCAAGAACCCGAGCGCUGCCGCGGAAGCUCCGGAGAAGCCUGCGGCAGCUGAUGAUGUCUUAUCGGAGAAGACGAGCUGGAUGACGACGGCGCAGCUGUGGGGCACCACCGUCGAGGGCGGCGCCGCCGUCCAGAGAACGCUUACACCGCCGGAGGCCACCGACGACAAGCGUCGGACUGUCGGGGCCUUCCUCCCGUUCUCCAAAGAACGGGACGGAAGGGUACGCAGUGGCCUUCCCGAGCUUGCCCUCGCUCCCAUGGAGAAGGAAGACGAGAAGAGUCCGUAUUCGGAGAACGGCGGCAAAGGCGGCGGCGGCGCCGAUCACGCGAAGACCGCCGCGGUGGACGGUGGGCAUGCGACGGCGGCACAGACGCAGAGGAAGGCGCGGCGGUGCUGGACGCCGGACUUGCACCGGCGGUUCGUGAACGCUCUUCAGAUUCUCGGCGGCUCCCAAGGUGAAUGCCCCACGACGUUGCAUGGUACCCAUUAACGAAUAAAAUAAAGUAACAGAUAAAUUAUUCAUUUCUAUCCCUGAAAAAUUCUUCUUUUGUGGCCUCCUAUUUUCUCGUCAAUAAAUAUAGUUAAAUGUAUUCAUCCCCAUAUUUGUGACAACAGUGGCCACACCGAAGCAGAUUAGGGAGCUGAUGAACGUUGACGGGCUGACUAAUGACGAGGUCAAGAGCCACCUUCAGGUAUCAUUAUCCUCCCUCGCUGUGCUCUAAACCAUGUCAACGGGUUAAAUCACAUGCUGAUCGAUUACAUCAGAUUAUCCAAGAAUCGGUUCACAUAAACUUUGAUCAUCUUUCUCCUUCCCGAUCAGAUUGUGGCCGAUUUUGAUCUGGAUCGGUACGUCCUAGAUUAUGCACCCCUGUAAAUUAACCAUAUUUAAUUUAUGAAGUGAAAACAAGUUAAAUUGGCGAACUUAUGAUAAUGAGACGGUAGAAUACAGUUAUUUUUUUAUAUUUUAUAAAUUUGAAUGUGAACGGAAUUCGUAAUUUGAGGUUGAUAAUACGGCUGGAUUUUUUUUUGAAACAUUCAUCUUUAGCGUUUCUGAUUGUACUCGAAUCUUGUUGGGUUGAUGUAGAAGUAUCGGCUCCACACGAGGCGGCCGAUCUCCGCCCCACAGACGUCCGCUGCGGCGGCGCCUCCCCAGCUGGUGGUGCUCGGAGGCAUAUGGGUUCCGCCGGAAUAUACCACGUCGUCCACCACGGCGAAGGGAGGGCAGCUCUUCUACGGCGGCCACGCAGCCGCAGCCCACUACUGCGCCGCCGCUGUGCAACAGGACUUCUAUUCCCCGGCGCUACAGCCACCGCAUUAUCACCACCACGGAACGGCUUCAGCCGCCAGAGCUGUCUUGGCGGCGCCCCACGAGGUGAAGCGCGAGACACUGGAGUCGGAGGUUAGGAGAAGCCCCAGCAGCACCCACAGCACGGAGGAAGACGAGGUGGAGGGAGACGACGACGACGACGACGACGAUGACUACGUAGAGGAGGGGAGGCCUUCUGAGGCCGCGAGUGGGAAGGAAGGUGACGAGAAGGCGAUGGCGACGCUGAGGGAGGAUGGGAAGCUGAGCGGAGUCCGCCUCAAGUUCUAG
Molecule: messenger RNA, 2025 nt
Organism: Spirodela intermedia
Lineage: Eukaryota; Viridiplantae; Streptophyta; Magnoliopsida; Alismatales; Araceae
Source: the annotation of a GenBank genome assembly